Aptenodytes forsteri (emperor penguin) is the source of this 7293-nucleotide messenger RNA. RefSeq names its product nuclear transcription factor, X-box binding 1 (gene NFX1). The record is from RefSeq and is a predicted model, not a curated record. The coding region runs from base 1 to 3411 and encodes 1136 amino acids. Lineage: Eukaryota; Metazoa; Chordata; Aves; Sphenisciformes; Spheniscidae. Gene Ontology annotation, biological process: negative regulation of transcription by RNA polymerase II. The transcript is spliced from 24 exons. Gene Ontology annotation, cellular component: nucleus. Gene Ontology annotation, molecular function: zinc ion binding; RNA polymerase II transcription regulatory region sequence-specific DNA binding; DNA-binding transcription factor activity, RNA polymerase II-specific.
AUGACAAGAGAAGGUAGCUUCCACAAAGCACUGUAUGAUUCAACUCUAGUUUCUGGAAACUUGACAGUUGUUCUGUCAAGUGUGGGAUUGAUUGAACUUCUGGGCCUUUGCAUGUAUGGUGCAUUGAAUUUCAAUACUGAUGCUGCCGAUUCCAUUCCAGGAGAAAGACAACCUACAGAUAUAAACUGGGUAAAUAAAGAUAGGAAAGACUCCAACAGUAAUCAGAAUAGAAGAAUACCAUUUCCUAGUCUGUCUUCUGAAAGAGGUACGGAUUAUGAAAGCUCUUCCACAAAGCAUCAUGGCUUUUGUAAUCCAGAAAGUCAGUAUGGGAAUUCUGAAGACUUCCACCAAUAUUUUGGUACCAGUAAAAGUUUGAAGAAUCGCAACUUGCAAAGCCAGAGGUGGCACAGAUCAAGAAACGAUAGCACGUGUACUAGAAGUAAAAUAAGGCAAGGUACUGCUGAUGCUGCUGCAGGUCCAGGGAUUUCAGAUGCUGCAAUAGUACCUGGGAGAAGAGCACCUCCUAGAGGGUACAAUGACUUUCUCUCCUCAGAGAGUGACAGGGAGGUACCUAAUGCAGAUAGUAGAGGAGCAAAGCCAAAGAAAACACAUCUGAUGCAUGCAUCUGGAAGAGGUUUCAGGGAGAAGGGAAAGCAAGUACCUGAUCGGGAAAAGAGAGUGAGCUCUAAACAGAAAGUAGAGCUGUUUGAAAAUGUUCCAUCUUUGGAUUUGACUCAGUCUGACUCAUCGGAAUCAUCUGUUGGAAAGGCAUUCUGUGAUGCACCUGUUGGUAGUGGGGAUGAGCAGAAAGGCUACAAUUAUGUAAACAAAAGAUAUCCCCGGAAGCCUGUGUGGAAUAAACCCCCAGUAGAAAAGGAGUGUCAGAAAAGACAUGAUUCUCACCGUAGUAAAAAUACAAAAGUAGGUAAGAAGUCUUCUCUUGCAUAUACUCCGAAAGAUAAAAAUGAAAGGAAGAAAGAACUCUCUGUUCACAAAAAUGAUGAAAACUUGACCAGUGAAAUCAGGCAUCCAUUGUCUGAUUCUGUCAGAUGUAAUGGAAGAAAGUUCCUGCUAAAGGGGGAUCAGGCACCUGCACUUCAUUUCAGCUGGACCCAGUACUGGAAAAAGCAAAGUGAUGUACCAAAAAACAAAGAAACUCAUACAGGGUCGUUGAUUGAACAGCUGACCACAGAGAAGUAUGAGUGCAUGGUAUGCUGUGAGGUGGUCCGAAUAGUAGCCCCAGUGUGGAGCUGUCAGAAUUGUUACCAUGUAUUCCACCUGAAUUGCAUUAAGAAGUGGGCACGAUCACCAGCUUCACAAGCUGAAGAUGGUAAUAGUGGUUGGAGAUGUCCAGCUUGUCAGAAUGCUUCUACACAAGUUCCUAAAACUUACACUUGUUUCUGUGGUAAGGUGCACAAUCCUGAAUGGAAUAGAAAUGAAAUCCCACAUAGCUGUGGGGAACUUUGUGGAAAGAAGAGACAAUGUUUGGACUGUCCACAUCUUUGUAACAUCCUGUGCCAUCCAGGACCUUGCCCUUCGUGCCCAGCCUUUGUGACAAAAACAUGUGAAUGUGGACAAACAAGUCAUUCAGUUCGCUGUGGCCAAUCAACAAAAAUUCAUUGUUCUAAUGUAUGUGGAAAUACUUUAAACUGUGGUAAGCACAGCUGUACUCAAGUGUGCCAUGCAGGAAAAUGUUCACCUUGCCAAUUAACAGCACAGCAAGUGUGUUACUGUGGAAGCAACUUUAAAGAAGUAUUGUGUGGGACAAAGGAAGAAUUCUCUGAUGGAUUUGGGAAUUUCUCAUGUCAGAAUAUAUGUGGCAAAAAAUUAAAUUGUGGGAGGCACAACUGUACGCAAGUAUGCCAUCCUCAGCCUUGCCAGCUCUGUCCACGACUUCCACAAGUAGUGUAUCGCUGUCCUUGUGGUCAGACUCCUCUCAGCAAGUUACUGGAACUAGGAUGUGUUGAACGUAAAAUAUGCACAGACCCUAUCCCAUCAUGUGGAAAAACAUGUGGCAAACCUCUUUCUUGUGGUAGCUAUGUUAACCUAGAAGUCCCAUGUACUCUCCUCAGAAAUAAAGCUGCUAUUACAUUCAUGUGUGACAAGCGAUGCAACAAGAAAAGAUCAUGUGGACGACACAAGUGUACUGAAGUUUGCUGUGUGGACACAGAACAUAAGUGUUCUUUGGUUUGUGGUCGUAAACUCAACUGUGGGCUUCAUAGAUGUGAAGAACCCUGUCAUCGGGGCAGUUGUCAAACAUGCUGGCAAACAAGUUUUGACGAGUUAACCUGUUAUUGUGGUGAAUCCGUGAUUUACCCCCCUGUCCCCUGUGGCACCCAGCCACCAGAGUGUAAAAAAACAUGCACCAGGCCACAUGACUGUGAUCAUCCAGUGUACCAUUCAUGUCAUAGUGAGGAGAAAUGUCCACCCUGUACCUAUCUCACUCAGAAAUGGUGUAUGGGCAAGCAUGAACUGCGAAGUAAUAUUCCUUGUCAUCUCACUGACAUUUCCUGCGGACUUCGCUGCAAUCAAAUGUUAAAAUGUGGAAUGCACAAAUGUAAAAGAAUCUGUCAUAAAGGAGAAUGUCUUAUAGAUGAAGAGUGUAAACAGCCAUGUGUUAUUCCAAGGCUAUAUUGUAAUCAUCCCUGUAUGGCUCCAUGUCAUCCUUCUUCACCCUGCCCGACAACAUCCUGCUGUGCAAAGGUUGAUCUUCAGUGUGAAUGUGGAAGAAGAAAGGAGAGUAUGAUUUGCUCAGAAGCAUCUAAUACAUAUCAAAGAAUAGCUGCUAUAUCUAUAGCCACUAAGUUAACAGAUCUACAGCUUGGGGAUUCGGUGGAAAUCAGUAGGCUUAUUACGAAAAAAGAAAUGAAGCAGGCCAGGUUGCAAUGUGAUGAAGAAUGCUUAGCUCUUCAGAGGAACAGGCGUCUUGCUGAGGCUCUUGAAAUAGAUGAUAAUUCUGAUCCUUUUAACAUCCGUUCUUCUGGACCAAAGUACAGUGACCUUUUAAAAGAAGAUGCGAGGAAGGAUUUAAAAUUUGUCAGUGACAUUGAGAAGGAAAUGAGAAUGCUUGUGGAAGCUGUAAAUAAGGGCAAGCAUACAAAGAAGAGCCAUUGUUACCCACCAAUGAACAGAGAUCACCGCAGAAUCAUCCAUGAAUUAGCUCAGGUUUAUGGCAUUGAAAGUGUGAGCUAUGACAACGAACCAAAGCGUAAUGUUGUCAUCACUGCAGUGAAAGGGAAAUCCAUUUGUCCAAGCAAUACCUUAACUUCUGUGCUAGAUAAAGAAAUGCAGAGCAGGGCUCCACCUCCUAUUCCUCAUUACAAACAAACAGAUAAGAGUAGUGGGAACAGUGGUUUAUCCAAACCAUUAAAAGAAGAGCCCGUAAUUGACUACUUUGAUGUCCAGGACUGAAGUGAUUGAUGUAGAAUUAUGAUACAGAAGCUUAGAGGUGAAGAUACUAAGUUAUUGUGUGAGGCGCUUUUUGGUUAUCUGUCAAAUGAUCAGUUGUUCAGCAUAGUCAUGAUUUAACAUCUAAGGUUACAUUCAUUGUGAUACUUUAAAAAGUUAUGCAUUUUUACAGUUUAUGUAACUGCAUAAUACCUAACAGUAGUAUAGCUUUUUAAACUUGGGUUUGGUGCAAUUUUUUAUCUAAUGUGCUGUCAGAAUGAUGUAGAUUUCCAUUGAUGCCUUUAAAGUGAGAGAACUGGUAAUCAAAUAUAUUUUUGGAGGUAGUAAGAACAAUGAUGAAUCUCAAAGAUUUAUUUUGACAUAUCUCACACAACUUAAAAUGGACCAGAAAUAAUCUGUGUUAAGAACACUGAUGGGAAUACUAAAGCGUUUUUUUCAUAUUUUAUUAAUUCACUUUUGUGUUAAUGUGGUAAAUUUGGGAAUUUGAGUUACUCUUCUACAUGGAAGGAAAUAUAAAAUUUAAUCUAAGUAUGAACGUAUACACUAAAUGCCCAUUAAAAGCACAGAAUUCCUUUCCUGAAGAACCAGGAUUUGGGGAAGGUGGGGAAUUAAGACUUAUUUUGCUUACCCAAACCCAAAAAAACCCAACUACCCCAAAAAAACCAAGACAAGAAAAUUAUGAAUCCUUUCUUACUCAAGAGCUUGAACAAAAUCAGACUUUAUAUAUUAUUUUGAUGUUCUAUUUGGUUUAAUUUGUAUUUAGAUAUAUUAGCUUGAUGGUCUUCUAGGGGGGUCUUUUUGCAUGGUUUUAUUGGGGGUUUAUAAUCUUUUUCUGUGCUGUGCAAGCUUAACGUGGAUGUGUGAAGUUUGGUUUAAGUAUGUUAUGAAUUUGGAAUAAUAUUUGUAAAAUUUAUAAGACCAUCUGUCUAAACUGUUUGGCAAUGGAAGAUCUUUGUUUUAUGGAAAAUGCCAUAAACAAAAUGGGAUAAUGGUUUAAACAGUGAAAGACACCGAAGUGGUCUCAUAGACGGUGAAUUGUUUCCAGAUGAUGAAUUAAGGUAGGUGAGUAGCUCUCUGGGAGAGGAGAUUGUAGGUCUGAUCAGAAGAGGUGACACAGCUCUGAAUUUGAGUAAUACCUGUUCACUUGAGAAGAACGUUUUUUGAACUAGUAAUUUUAGUAACUGACACUGAUGCGCUCUGUUUCUUGUUCCUUGUGGCUGGCUACAUGUAGCGCUAAAGGUGAGUCCCCUGUACAGCAUCAGAGGCUGCUGCUAAAAGGGGCUUAGCAUAAUGAAGAAACAGAUCUAGCAGAAGACUUGUCAUCUGUUGUUGAUUUUUUUUUUUUCAGCCAGCUCAUUGUGGUGUAGCAUGAGAUGUGUUGCCAAGAAAAUGGAAGGCAGUUAUCCAUGCUUAGAUUCACUUACAGUUAUCGCAUAACCCUGAGCCUUAACUGUGAAGCAUUCUGUGGCUACAUUUCAUCUUGAACAGCUUGUGAAACAUGAAAGAAUGAGCAGCAAACUCACAGACCAUAUCUGUCCCCCAAAAUGUUUUGAAAAUUAGAAUGCAUGCUGUUAUUGCCUAUUUUUGUAGGAGCUUAUUAUUUCACAUUAAAAAAAUAUGCAGUCUUACAUGUUUCUAAACAUUUGAAAUGCAUAUGCUUCAGGUAAAACAGUUACCAGAAGGAUUCUCAAACCUCAAGAAUGUUCAGGCUUUUAAUUUGCAUGUAGUGAUUUAAAUUGGUUUUACCUUUUUUUGUCUAAUAUUUUGUGAACAGAAAUGAAAAAUAAAUUAACAUAGCUUAUAUUGCCCUUAAUUUCUUAAGCAAAUUAAUGUUUGUUUCUACAAGGUGUACUGCUUUGCUAAGUUCAGCUGAAGAAGUAAGUUGUUCGGCAUCUUUCCAGGAAUGUAUUUCUUCAGUCCCUUCAUUGUGAGGAGUGUAUCUAUUCCAGUGCUUGCUCAAGUGCCAGCUCAGUGUGGCCAGACAAAGGCUAAUUCUGGUUUUGAAACUCAGAGCUAUGUUAAUAUAGCACUGUUUUCAAGCUAGUAACACCUGUUAGGGAGAAUGUACACAGUUAUACUGCAAAGGUAGGUUCUGGACAGGAGCAGGCACACACAUCCGGUGAGCUGAGAGUAUAAAGUUAGAUGCACGUACACUGGAGCACACGCAGUUGGUAUACCAUAGGUAGACCUAACAUUACAGAAAACCAAAGUGAUUUAGUUGAUAAUAAAUAGAAUAAAGCUGAAGCCUAUUAACUUUUCACAGAGUUUCACAUGAAUAUAGCUAAAACUUCACAUUUGCACCUCUGAUUUGAAAUUUAAAACUUAAAAGGUUUUGCUAGCAUUAUAUUUAGCUCUGCUCUUCGAAAUUUUUAUCAGAUUAUGGCUUUAACAUAAAAAUGUGAACCUUGGUGAGAUGCACUUCAGCAGUCAAGUAUUCUGCCACUGCUUUUAAUAAGAAAACCCAGGUAAUCUUCAGCUUCUGAAGUUGAGACUAAGAAUUAUUACUGAAUCUGUUCAUACUGAGAAGUCAUAAUUCUCAUCACUAAACCCCUUAACUACAUGAAUGUUAAAAUAUUUUUAUAGAUCUGUAUCUUACACAUCUCUCAGUCGUGGCUGUUGGAGCAUAUCUGUAGCUAUGAAGCAAGUCACAUGUACAGAAACAUUUAUUUUGAAAUGCAUUUUAAUAACUUGGUUAAAAACAUGAUACCAUACACUUACCCAGGAAAGUAAUACCAAAAAGAAAGUAUUGAUGUCUUUCUUCCCAGAACAUAGUUACAUAGCCUUAAGAAGGAACUCAGCAAAGUUUAACAGUGGUGCUCUCCUCUCUGUUCUGGUUUGCUUUUGCUGCAAUGUAUCUGUGACUUUCAUAUGGAAUAGUACUAAAGGCUGUAGUUUUGAUAUCUGUGAUAAUUCACCUUCAUAUUGCACGUGUGCCUCAUGGAAAUAUUUUUCAAAUAGCUAUUUUGUAAAUCUGAGCUGGCCUUUACACCUUUUAUCUAAUAGAAAAAUGAGUGGAUAAAAGAAAUCUCUGCAUCAGUGAAGUCAGUGGCAAAAAUCCUAUUGACAUCACUGGAACCAAGACUUAAGCUUCAAUAUACUAAUCAUUUUCCACAGCCCUAAGAAUAAUAUGAAAAAAGUACUCUGCAAUAAGCAUCUUUUGAAAUAAAUUAUGUGAUGUCAGUUGGAAUUCAUGCAACUUCAUGAAGUGCUUUUCAAGUUGUGUAUGAAAUAGGCAGAUACUUUGGCAUUUGGGCUGUGCUAUUACUUAUCUAUAUUAAAGUUUAAAGUGCUCUGAAUAUUCAGUGCUUGGGUUUAACCUAAAAUUGUGUAAGAUGCGUAAGUAGACUUCAAUACCACUGUCUCUGUGGCAGUUUUGUACAGUUUCUGCCGCAUAAUGAGCAAAGUAAAAUUGUUCUAAAACACUUAAGUUAUUUGUUGAAAGUUUUAUAUUUGACUUGAUUUUUUUUCAAGUUACUGGUAUAAAAUUACUUCCUUUAUAAACCUGAAAUAAAUCUAAGUUGAAAGUUCAGUGCUUUGGAAUUGUUUGCAAGCUUUGUCUUGGUAUUCCAAAGUUGGAAGACUGAGAUAUCACAGAGGAAAAAAUAAAGAUUUAAAUGGCAGUUUGGGGAGUCCUUUUCCUCAAAUUUUGAAAUAUGAGGUGUGAUUUCCUGCAUGUGAAGUGAUUUUAAAUGAAUGCUGUAAGGAGAAUGAAGCAAGUAAAGAGGGACUCCCCAGGAAAUGGAGAGUAAGGAUUAUCUGCUGCCUUCUUGGGAUUCAGAAGAAGGGAGAGAUUAUUAUCUGAAUAGAAAUGUACAUUUUGGUUAUCUGAAAAAACCUUUACUAUGUCAGCCUAAAUGCUACUUGGCAAUAAAAUGUAUGAUUCUA